AUGCCAGCCCGCCGCCUCCCCCUUCGCGUCCGCGCUGGUCCUGUCCCACCUCCCUUCGCAUGUCCUCCGCACUCAUCCGUGCUCCUGCUCGCCCCGACUGCCUCUCUGGCGAGUAAUGCACCCUCGCCCAGCCUUCUCUAUGCGUUCCUCGCUGCCAGUGCCUCUCGGGCGAAGGGGAUCUCUCGUCCCUUCUCCCUCCGUGCCCGCGGCGACUGUCUUGCAGAUGCCACUCCUCCCAUCUCCCUCCCUGCUUGCGCUGCAGACCUGGCGAACGUGUCUCAUCCCUUGCCCUUCCCGCGUGGUGCCGCCACGGAUCAGGUGAGCCAGACCCGCCAGUCUGUCGUCUAUCAUGUUGCCCAUGCCGAUCAGGCGAGCGCGACCCGCCCCCCUGCCUCCCAUCAUGGUGCUGACGCACCUCAGGCGAGCGCGACCCUCUGUUCCGCCCUCCUCCGGGCUGCCAACGCGGAUCAGGUGAGAACUCGUCCUCGCGCAUUUCCUAUUGCUCCUCCGCCCGCCCCCGCUACUACUCUGAUGAGUGAUUCACCCUCCUCAUCACUCCUUUUCGUCUUCUCCCUCCCUUCCUUACCCUCAGGGGAAUCUUCUUGA
Molecule: messenger RNA, 606 nt
Organism: Closterium sp. NIES-65
Lineage: Eukaryota; Viridiplantae; Streptophyta; Zygnematophyceae; Desmidiales; Closteriaceae
Source: the annotation of a GenBank genome assembly